This is a messenger RNA of Paraglomus occultum, 330 nucleotides long. The record is from the annotation of a GenBank genome assembly. Lineage: Eukaryota; Fungi; Glomeromycota; Glomeromycetes; Paraglomerales; Paraglomeraceae.
AUGCAAUGCACAAAAAACAAGCUCCGCAAACUUGCAAAAAUUUGUGGGAUAGUUCCAGCAAGUCUCCCUUCAACUUUGCAAAAUCCUGAUAUUACCACUCCGCUUCUCAAACAUUUAAAAGACAAAGACUCUCCCGAAACGCCAGCACUCGUGAUUGAUUGGAACGACGCGGGCUUCAAUGAUACUCCCACUCAAGAUUUCCGAAAUGGUGUCGUGGGACAAACCAAAGCAGCUAUUAUCGCAAGCCUUAUGGCGCACGGGGCAGGCGACUAUUUGGAUUUGAACAUAAUUUUCGCUGCGUUGAGAUCAGUACUUGGCUUAGGCAUUUGA